ACUCUUUUCAAUCACUUUUGUGUCCUGUUCUCAGUUUUUGAGGGUUACCAAAGUUGAAAAAAACAAUAGACUGAGUAACAAUUGAACAUGUUGGUGCCCUGUUGUGCCUACAUGGCCCGUGGGGAUUUUGUUUUUUCAUUUCGCUGGAAUGUAAAAUGCAAUCCGUUGUGGAUUGAUUUUUUUUUGCCAUCUAUAAGUUCUGCACAAACAGCAAACGGCUUUAUCUGGGUUGGAACAGCAAGCAGGGUCUGAUUGGGGGUGAAGCGUAGUUUGAUGUGGCUUCAGAAUGUUACCAGGAUGAAAAAAAAAAUGGAGUGAUUCAAUGUUAUUUAUUAUAUAUACAUCUGUAUUUGUCGCUGGAUUUAAUGGUUAACACCCAGGAAUGCCAGACUAAAGAUGGGUGAUUGGAACUUCCUGGGAGGGAUUUUGGAGGAGGUGCACAUCCACUCUACCAUCGUCGGGAAGAUCUGGCUGACGAUCCUCUUCAUCUUCCGCAUGCUGGUCCUCGGGGUGGCAGCUGAAGAUGUAUGGAACGACGAGCAGGCCGAGUUUAUCUGCAACACGGCUCAGCCUGGGUGCAGGAACGUCUGCUACGACAAGGCUUUCCCCAUCUCACUCAUACGCUACUGGGUCCUGCAAGUCAUCUUUGUCUCCUCACCCUCCUUGGUGUACAUGGGCCAUGCUUUGUACAGACUGAGGGCCCUGGAGAAGGAAAGACAAAAAAAGAAGGCACAACUACGAAGAGAGCUGGCUGUGGACAUAGACCUGGUCGAAGUUCGAAAGAAACUGGAGCGAGAACUUAGACAACUGGAGCAAAGGAAGCUGAACAAAGCCCCGCUCAGAGGAUCUCUACUCCGCACGUACGUGAUGCACAUCGUUACGAGGUCUGGGGUCGAAGUUGGAUUCAUGGUCGGGCAAUACUUCCUCUAUGGCUUCCAGCUUGACCCACUCUUUAAAUGUGAGAGGGAACCGUGUCCAGAAGUAGUCGACUGUUUUGUGUCACGGCCAACUGAAAAGACAGUGUUCAUGAUGUUUAUGCAGUGCAUAGCAGCACUCUCGUUAUUCCUCAACAUUCUUGAAGUCAUCCAUUUAGGAUACAAGAAGCUAAAAAAUGGAAUUUUAGACUAUUAUCCAAACCUUAGAGAUGAUCUGGAUGAUUACGACAUGAGCAAAUCUAAGAAGAACUCUGUGAUCCAACAGGUUUGCAUCGGGAUGUCUACGGGCCAUAAAGCCACCAUCCCCACGGCACCCAGUGGGUACACCCUACUGAUGGAGAAGCAAGGAGAUGCACCGCUUUACCCCAUCCUGAACCCGUCUUCUGCUUUCAUGCCCAUUCAGGGUGAUCCAAAUGGGAACACAAAGAGCUGUCCAGAAAGCCACAAGGAGAGCUCAAAUCAGAGCGCUGGGGAACAGAACAGCAGCUCAAACAAUACAGUGCUAAACAAGUCCCCCAAGGCCAACAGUUUGCCAAAGCAGGGGGAGCAAGAUGAUCAUUCCCACAGCACAGCCCGCCAUUCUGGUGGGGAUCGUCUUUCUGAAGGUCCUGGGGAAUCUGGAUCCUCCUUGUACCCUGCGCUCCAGGGGGAGUUGUCAUCCUGCCCGACAAUGCAGGUCAGUUCCAGCCGGAAGCCGCGACGCGUCAGUGCUCCGUGGAACUGCACAACGGUGGUGGAAAGCAACGGAUCCAACGGUGACGGGGCUGUCAGCAGCAGCCACCAGGGAAGAUGCAGCUUCAGUGCCACUAAGGCUAGGGCGGCCUCUAAGUCUGACCUCAAACGACUCAGCCGGCCAGAUACCCCGGACUCAAUUGGGGAAUCAAGCUCAGAGUCGAAGCAGAGUCGUAAUUGUGACAGCCCACAGGCCCUCUCCCCCGCUCGGCGAAUGUCAUUGGCAAGUAACGCCAGCAGCAGGCGCGCCCCCACCGAUCUUCAGAUCUAAGCAUCACCAUACUGCAGCUUUCCACCAUCAUGAAAAAGCAUUGAUAUAGUAGUGGCCUACAGCUCACUGAACAGUUUAUGUACAAUACAUACAUAUUUAUUGGCUAUUUGGAAUGGUCACUGAUGCAUACACACACUAGGUGACAAGGAUUGAAUACUGUCUUGUUAAGCCUGUUGUGCCCAAUUAUUAUUUUAUAAUGUACAGUUUCACUUCUAUUUAGCAUGCUUUUUUUUUUUUAAAUCUGUAGAAUUCCUUGUUGGAUUACACGUACUUGGCAAAUCAUGACAAAUUCUAAUUAAAAAAAAAAUGCUUUUGCUGGGAUUCUGUUUUCUUUCAC
Messenger RNA from Acipenser ruthenus (sterlet), 2275 nucleotides. RefSeq names its product gap junction alpha-9 protein-like. NCBI's taxonomy places the organism in Eukaryota, Metazoa, Chordata, Actinopteri, Acipenseriformes, Acipenseridae. Bases 397 to 1938 code for a protein of 513 amino acids. The record is from RefSeq and is a predicted model, not a curated record. Gene Ontology annotation, cellular component: connexin complex. Gene Ontology annotation, biological process: cell communication. The transcript is spliced from 3 exons.